Molecule: messenger RNA, 1627 nt
Organism: Suillus clintonianus
Lineage: Eukaryota; Fungi; Basidiomycota; Agaricomycetes; Boletales; Suillaceae
Product: domain found in IF2B/IF5-domain-containing protein
Exons: 3
Coding region: 268-1497 (409 amino acids)
Biological process (GO): translational initiation; formation of translation preinitiation complex; formation of cytoplasmic translation initiation complex
Cellular component (GO): cytosol
Molecular function (GO): eukaryotic initiation factor eIF2 binding; translation initiation factor activity; GDP-dissociation inhibitor activity
Source: RefSeq, a predicted model, not a curated record
ACUGCCCACAACCACCAACCACGAAGUCUUCUUACAAAGCCUUUGCCUCCGCAUUAAAACGCAACCCAAAGCCCACAACCUAGGAAUUUCGCGGUCUCACUCUAGCCCACGAUUUCUUCUCAAACGCACAUUUUUUCUAUCUUCUGUCCCACUCGAGGAGAAAACAGAAGACUUUAUUUCAUGCUUCGACCUCCUCUCAAUAUAUCGGCAAAUACGUGUUUGUUUCGGAGAAAAUCCAUAAGUACUCGUUAAAUAUAUCUGCCCAGCAUGGCUUCCGCAGGAAUUGUGAAUAUUCGUCGUGAUGUCGAUGACAAGUUCUACCGCUACCGCAUGCCACUCCUUCUCACCAAAAUCGAGGGAAAAGGCAAUGGUAUCAAAACCGUCGUCCCUAACAUGGCAGAUGUCGCUCGUGCCCUAUCUCGCCCUCCCACGUACCCUACCAAAUUCUUCGGCUGUGAGCUCGGUGCACAGACCUCUUCCGAUGACAAGAAUGAACGCUACAUAGUCAACGGCGCUCAUGACGCCUCUCGCCUCCGCGAGCUGCUUGACGUCUUCAUUGACAAAUUUGUUCUUUGUCGUUCGUGCAAGAACCCUGAGACGGACCUUAUCAUUCUCAAGAGCGGUCGUAAUGAGGACGUCGUCAGGGAUUGUAAAGCUUGUGGCGAAAGGACGGACGUUGACAUGAAGCACAAGCUCGUCACCUUCAUCUUAAAGAACCCGCCGAAGAACCCGAAGAAGAGCAAGAAGGGCGAGACCAAUGGCAAUGGCGGCGGAGUCCACGCAUCGGCUCCGUCAGUCCCUGGAGACGACAACGGUGGCGAUAGUGAUGAUGAGCUUACCAAGAAGAUCAAAGCCGAGGCCGCUGAGCUCACUACUGAAACCAAGCUUGCGGCUCAAGAUUGGUCGGCUGAUACGUCCCCUGAGGCUGUCAAGGCUCGCGUGAAGGCGUUGGAAAGUAAAGUUGGCGGACUAUCGCUUACGCCUGCCGGUGGCUUGGGAGAUGACGAUGGCAGUGAUGACGACGUGAACAGCCCAUAUGCUCAGUUUGGUCGGUGGGUCGAAGAGAACAAAGGCGAAGCAGACGUCAGUGCGGUGCAGAUCUACCAGAAGGCGCAAGAGCUCGGCGUUGAGAAGAAACACAAGACUGUCCUCGUUCUUGUUCAAGCGCUGUUCACCGAGGACGUUGCGAAAGAGAUUGACACUUACAAGGCCUUGCUUGCAAAGAUGAUUACUUCCGAGAAGCACCAGAAAGCCCUAUUGGGUGGUAUCGAGUGUCUCGUUGGGCUCACUCACCCCGAGCUCAUUCCUUCCGUCCCAAAGAUUCUUAUGGCGCUGUACCAGAUCGACGUCUUGGAAGAAGAGGUCGUGACUCAGUGGGGUACUCAUGUCAGCAAGAAGUACGUCGAUAAGGAGACGAGCAAGAAAGUGAGGAAGGCCAGCGAGCCGUUUUUGAAGUGGCUUGAGGAGGCAAGUGACGAUGAAUCUGAUGAUGCGUGAUAUGUAGUUAGCAGUUAUGUUUGAUAUCUUGUCUUUUUGAUUGUGCUACUGUAACAUGCUAGUAACCUUUUGCAAUUGGUCGGGGCUCGUCGGUUUGCCUCUAGUUUUCUAUAAAUUCUUGUUGUGUGGC